Drosophila simulans is the source of this 2990-nucleotide messenger RNA. RefSeq lists its product as uncharacterized. The record is from RefSeq and is a predicted model, not a curated record. Lineage: Eukaryota; Metazoa; Arthropoda; Insecta; Diptera; Drosophilidae.
AAACACGGAUAUAUUCUGAAUGGUAUACAUAUGAAGUAGCAUAGUCACAGUAACUGUAGGCCAAAUAUAAAUUAAUGCGGUAUACCAAAAUGUUCUGAUUCCAAUCUGCUGCUUAUCGGGAGCUAGCGUCUGUACCUAACUGUUUACCGAUUUAUCUAAUCUGAGAUUCUUAUCUCGAGCAAUUACUCCGCACUGCCUCCCGAUGCCAUUUGCCCCCGUAACCAUCCAAAAAACCUAGCCACAACUCACGAGUUGCGACACAUACAGUGGGUCACGUCUGCACCCAUCGAUUUACAGGUACAGUGGGCGCUAGUGAAGAAUGGCCGCCAUAAAAGGUCCGCCAUUGAAUACCAUGAUAUACGUUGGUCUAUUCAUAGAUGGAUAGUUACUUUAGCUCAUGCCCUGCUCUUUUACACAGAGGAAAACAUAUCAGAAAAGUAGCGAAACUAUCUAUCGAAAUACAUUACUCUACACAGAUACCUAAAAAUACUACUUAAUCAAAUACUUCUUCUUAGAAUUUAAAUAUUAUUUGUUUGUUAACAAACACCCCUUUUUUAAGAGUGUUCAUGUAUGGCAAGUGGUAACCCUUUUUGUUUUUUUCCACUCGAUUUUCGUGUCCUUCUUAUGUGGCCCUUCUGUUUCGCCUGCCCCGAACAGCGAUCAAUAUUGAAUUGAAUUUGACCAAUGGUUAUAGCCACGUUUCGGCGAGGUCCUCGGACAGACUUUGGUAUGUCUGCGGAAAAGCGUGUUGGUAAGCGGAAAACGUUAUUUAAUAAUUUACGCCGAAGCAUUUCGGAACUGAAGUCGAUUGUCGACUCGAAAUAUGAAACGCAAUACUCUUACCCUAAAUUCAGAGCUCGGUCUUUGUGCUGGCUGUGAGAACCCUUCAAUUCCAAUAAUAUUAUUAGAAACUCAACUGGAAAAUCGAAGUUGAAGAAGCCACAGGAAUGCGGUUGAAAAUGCAACAAAAGCCAAAACACAGUUUAGUGGUUGAAUAACGACAACAGCAGCAGCCAGGACAUGGCCGUAGUCCUGGGUCAGCUGAAAGGGCGGUCGAGGAGGGGUCGACCAACCAACCAACCAACAGACCGAAAGACAGACCGACAGACGGACAGUGAGCUACUAAUAAAGCCAGGUGAACGCAGGUGGAGAGCUGGGUCGCCGGCCAAGGCAGACAAAAGGAAGCACAAAUAAUAUAAAUUAAAUGUGGGGAAAGUUGGCCCACGUCCGACCCGCCCGCUUCGUCGUGGCCCUCCACUCGAAAGAAAAGCAAGCUGAGUAAUUAUUUCCGGCAGAGCGGGCAGGCCAGGAGGAAAAUGCCGGAGCCGGGGAGUCCUUGCGGUUUGACUGCAACACAUGGCCGGACACUUAAACCGAAGUGGAAGUGUGGCAAACGGGGUUGGAAAAUCUAUCUGGGCAAUAAUUUCGGUUGACAUGCUUGCGGUAAUUAUUGACCGUAAUGACAAAACCGUAUACGAAUACGGCAAAUGGUAGCCCCAAACCAAUCCCGAAACCCUGACAAAUUGCUUUAGUUUUUGGGGUCAUCUGUGUGUGCCUGUGUCUGCUAAUUGGAUAUUGGAUUCGGGAUCGGGAUAGGCAUCGCCAUCGGCAUCUGCAUAAAUUUGGUCCAUCUCACCUCUAAACAAAUAAAAAUUGUCAACGGCAUCGCAAUAUAAACAAGCGAUUCGCGAGCCAUAACUUAAGUCUAUUUCUUGUUAUUUGCACUGGACGCUCGAGAUUUAUGGACCACUUGCCUAUUUAUAGCGAUGUUAAUGAAACGGAGCUGUCGAACACAACACAGACCGAAAGUUUGUCCAAAAAAUUAAUUAAUAAUACUUUCCAUUGCUUAUUUUUGGAUGGCUCUCUUAGCAAUCUAUGCUCAUCCCAAUUUUCCACAAUCUAUUUUUCGAUUUUUUUUGUUGUCGGAUUUUGCCAAAUUCAUUUCAAUGCCGGCUAUUUCUGUUGCAAUAUGGCCCACAUGUUGGACAUUCGGGAGCAAUAAAUAUUGAAUGCGACCGGCAGAGUAUCCCGAAGAGAUCAGCUGGAAUUUCUUUGGGCUUUUAACUUAAGUAACUCACUUACUUCGAUGGCAAUUGGAUGUAGUGAUGUGGGGGAAACUUCCGUGGACUAGAACGAUUCUUUUGUGUGACAAAUUGGCCGGGUGAUUGUGUUUAGCGCAGAUCCAAGAUUCAAGAUCCCAGAAGACACAUGACCGAUGAUGACGAGGAGCAGACCGCGGAUCGCGCGAGUUGAACGACAAAUGAAUUCACUUGAUGGGUGAAGUGCGAGGUCAAAUCUCUCUUGGAUGCGGCAUACCGAACGCACUCGCGGAAACACAGCUCGCAGAUAAAGAUACAGAUACGCACACGAUGCGCUGCAGAUACAAUCAACAAACAAUGGCCAAGGCAAAUCAACAGCACUUGGAAACUAACUGGGAUUUUAUGACAUAUUUAGAGUCGUAGUUGGCACUUUAACUGCACUUCCUUACGCGCUAUGGCUAGAAUUUCCACACUUUUGAGCUGGCACCGCAAGUGACAUGAUUUCCAAAAAAACUGCACUGGGCCACAAAAAUAUUAUUUUAUAUAUAUUGCACUUUAUAUCCGUGUGUGCUUUUCUUUUCGGGCGUGUAAACGUGAAAAUGCGAGUGGGCGGCGACGACGACGUAGCGGCGACGACGAUGCGCGCGAUUUUCUCGCGUUUGGCUGGCGGAACGUUCAAGAUGGCACUGCCGGGCGAUCCGCGCCGAUCGACUUGACAGUCCAUGGAGCCGCCCAGCGGACCCGUCGUUAUUUAUUCCGGAAUAUAAAUUAUAAGUAUAAAUAAUAUUUCGACGAAUAAAACUUAUGCAUGUUCUAUGUAUCUUCUGUUCAGUAUUUAAUUGAAUUUGCCGGCGGGGAUGUUCAGGUUGCCGCUGUUUGUGAAAACUGCUUGUGUUGACCAUAAUUUAAAUCAAAACACAAAUUAAUUUGACGCUCAGCUCUCGCUGCACU